This is a messenger RNA of Nylanderia fulva, 1958 nucleotides long. RefSeq lists its product as uncharacterized. The record is from RefSeq and is a predicted model, not a curated record. Lineage: Eukaryota; Metazoa; Arthropoda; Insecta; Hymenoptera; Formicidae. Gene Ontology annotation, molecular function: CoA-ligase activity.
UCAAGUCAUUAGUAAGAACACUGUUAAUAAUUCGUGAUAUUUUUUCUAUGUUUCAGUAUUUCAUAUUAUUAUAUCAUUUGGUGUAAUACAAUACAACAUAUCAUUAUUAAGUAAAAUAAGACGAUAAAAUAGAACAAGAUCAUAGAACAAUUGAAUACAAUUAUUUGUGAUUGUGUAUAUCGCCAAAUUACUACGUCGGUUUAUAAUCAUAUUUUUCACUUUAUAUUUGGGAUAUAAAAUUUGUAUAUCUUUGGAGAGAUGGCUACAAAUAAUUUGAGAGAUUUUACUGUGCAAAAUAAUAUUUAUAAAGGAAAAAUGUCGCCUUAUGUAACUAAGUAUAACAGCCUUUCAGAAUUAAUAUGGAUCAAAAUGAAGAGUAAUGGAGAUAAAAUUGCACAUUUGGAUGCAUGCACUGAGAAAGUAGUUACGUAUACGGAGCUACAAGACAAAGUAGUGAGAUGCGCGUUGUGGCUAAGAAAACAAGGAAUCAAACCUGGUGAUGUUGUCAGUGUGUGUACACAUAGUCAUCUCAAUUCCAUUGUGCCCUGCUUGGCAGCAAUUUAUAUCAAUGCUAUCUUUAAUCCGUGGGAUGAUAGUAUGGACCUGCAAACAUCAUUGCAUGUCAUGCAACUGACUACUCCGAAAGUGAUUUUCUGUAACGAAAAAGUCGUGAACGUUAUUUUAAAAGCGACAAAAGAGAACUGCUUCAAUCCCAAUAUUGUGGUUUUCGGCGAUUAUCCAGACGCAAUUGCAUUUUCUGACAUUUUAAGCAUGUACAGCGAUGCGGAAGCAGCAAAUUUUCAAUUUUUCGAGCCUGAUAACAUCAAGCAAACAGUAUGCAUUAUACAUACCUCAGGUUCCACUGGAAUGCCGAAAGGCGUCGAACUGUCCAAUUACGCUCUCUUAAUCAGCAUCGAGAAUAGGAUGCUGAAUGCGACCUCUACGGUUUUAUUGUGGUUCUCACCACUUCAUUGGAUCGGCGGAAUAGUAAUGAACCUAAAAUCGAUCGUGCAAGGCUACAAAGUGAUAAUUUACCCAAAAUUCGAGGAAGAGAUGACGUGUAGACUAAUCAAAAAAUACGAGGUAAAGAUACUUUAUAUAAUCUCGAACUUGCUUAAUCAAUUUCUUAAAGCGGGUUAUGUAAAAAACUAUUCAUUAUCAUCUUUGAAAGUCAUAAUACUUGCGGGUGCGGCACUUAGGCCAAAAGUACAGGAAGAAAUGAGACGCAUCUUACCAAAUGUUCUGAUGUUACAAAGUUAUGGAAUGACAGAAAUAUGUGGAUCCGGUACGUUGCAAUUUCCGAAUCACAAGACUGGAUCUUGCGGGACUGUAAUGGGAUAUAUGGAAAUGAAGAUUGUAGAUCCAAAAAACGGAGAAAUUCUUAGUUCAAAUAAUUCGGGAGAAUUGUGGAUAAAGACACCGACCAUGAUGACUUGCUACUACAAAAAUCCUAAAGCAACUAAAAGCAUUAUUGAUGAGGAAGGAUGGCUGCAUUCUGGUGACAUUGGUUAUUUUGACGAAGACGGAGAACUUUUUAUCGUCGAUAGAAUGAACGAAUUUAUAAAGUACAGAAGCUAUCAAAUUUCACCUGGAGAAAUUGAAGAUAUUUUAGUAACACAUCCAGCAGUAAUACAAGCUGCAGUAGUAGGAGUACCUCAUCCAGUAGAUGGUGAACAUCCUGUUGGUUUUGUUACAAAAAUACCCGAUGAAAAGGCACAUGGCCGUCGGCUAUUGAUAAUGACCAAUUUGGUAAUCAAGAUAUUAAUUUAAACUAACACAUCUUACACGACUCGAGUCAUCGCGGAGAUACUCCGCAUAUCUCAUAUGUUGUGAAAUAAAUUUAUCACUUUGUAUUUAAACAUUGCGUUUCAAAAAUCCACACGAACUUUUGUACCACCUAAUAUUUCUAAGAGUUUUAUUUUUUACUCAUUAAACUUUUUAAAUAUUUUACAAAUAGA